AUCGUGUCGUGCGUCUUCUAUGUUUUUAUAAUAAUUACAAUAAUAAAUUAUUGGAAUAUAUAAUAAGUCUUUACAAAAAUAUAUUUAUUCAAAUAAUAGUUUAAAUACUGUGGUGAGUGAAUACAAAGUGAAUUAUUAGUUUUUAAAAUAUAUGAGUUUGGUUUAUUUUAAAAUAAAAUUGUUGGCAACAAAAAAUGACGGAAAUUCGAUUUAUAAAAAAUCGAGUAUAGUGUAAGAGAAAGAAAAUAAGCUGUGAGUGGACGCCAAGUGAGUGAGAUAGAUAGACAUGUGUCGGUGGAUGAAUUACUACCAUUUGCUUAAUAGCUAAUAGACUAAAAAUUAAUUUAAUGCCUAUGUGAUCUCUCCACAAUGGCUGUGUCUUUAUACAAAGUUUCGUAUCUUACCCUUAUUGGAUUACUAGGUUUAUCGUGUGUUGUUGGCCAUGAUAUUAAAGGUUCAACGCAAUGUGAAUAUUAUAAUGAUACAUUAUGUGAAGAUCCAUCUAAAAAAUGUCCAGAAAUAGAAAAAUGUUCGCCACCUGAACCAGACAAAAGAAAUCACUGUUAUGUGCUGUGGCAAAUUGAUGAAGUUACUAAAAAAUCUAUUGUUAAACUAAAGGGUUGUUUCUUAGACAGUAGAGAGUGUUAUGAUAAACAAUGUUGCAUAGAAAAAAGUAGCGACCGUAAAGGAAAAAUGUACUUUUGUUGUUGUGAUGGUGAUAUGUGCAAUCAAAAUUACACAUGGGAUCCUCAACCAACUGAACCACCUUCUAAAGAUCACGAAUUUAAACCAGUACCAAAUCCAGAACAACAUGUAAUUACACUUAUUGUAUCUGUAUUGGUGCCAAUGUUACUCUUAACAAUUAUUUUGUCAUCAUUGUUUUGGUGUUACAAACAACGAAAACUUGGCUAUUUCAAUGAGGUUCCAACAUUAGAACCUCUUCCAUUGCCUCAUCCGUCACCGAAUUUGGGUUUGCGGCCAAUUCAUUUAGUGGAAAUAAAAGCCCGUGGACGUUUUGGCGCUGUAUGGAAAGCCCAAUAUAAAAAUGAUAUUGUUGCUGUUAAAGUAUUUCCAAUGCAAGACAAACAGUCAUGGCAAACAGAACAAGAAAUAUUUAAAUUAGCUCACAUGAAUCAUGAAGAUAUAUUACGAUUUAUUGGAGUGGAAAAACGUGGUGACAAUUUACAAGCUGAAUUCUGGUUGAUAACAGCUUAUCAUGAAAAAGGAUCAUUGUGUGAUUAUUUAAAAGCAAAUGUCGUAACAUGGGCUGAAAUGUGUCGUAUUGCUGAGUCAAUGGCACGCGGUUUGAUGCAUUUGCAUGAAGAAAUUCCAGCAAAUAAAGCGGAUGGUUAUAAACCCGCAGUAGCACACCGUGAUUUUAAAUCUAAAAAUGUUCUUCUUAAAUCCGAUAUGAGCGCAUGCAUUGCGGACUUUGGACUUGCGUUAAUAUUUCAACCUGGAAAACCUUGUGGCGACACUCAUGGACAAGUUGGUACUCGACGAUAUAUGGCGCCAGAAGUAUUAGAGGGUGCGAUAAAUUUUACACGAGACUCAUUUUUACGCAUUGACAUGUACGCUUGUGGUCUAGUACUCUGGGAGCUGGCGUCACGAUGUACUGUACAAGAUGGACCUAUCGGGGAUUAUAGAUUACCUUUUGAAGAAGAAGUUGGUCUUCAUCCGACUCUCGAAGAUAUGCAAGAAAGUGUUGUGCUUAAAAAAGAACGUCCAUUUAUACAGGAAACAUGGCGAAAACAUCCGGGUCUUUUAUCUAUUUGUGAUACAAUGGAAGAAUGUUGGGAUCACGAUGCUGAGGCACGACUAUCAGCGUCUUGUGUCAUGGAGAGAAUAACAAUUUUGAGUAGAAGUCUUGUUAUAAAUUCGUCGACUUUAAUACGCGUCGAUAAUACCAACGAUUCUAUCAUCACCAAGGAAUCUAAUCGGCACUUGCAUGUGUGAACCACACGAGGGCCACGGAUACUUUAUUAAUUGUACAGUUCAUCGAUCAAGAGUUAAAAGGAUUUAAAUAUUAAGGAUAAUUAUUAAGAGAAUAUUAAUAAUAAUAAUAAUAAUAAUAAUAAUAAUAAUAAUAAUAAUAAUAAUAAUAAUAAUAAUAAAUAAUUUGAUCAAUUAAAUUAAAUUUAAAAAAUAAACUUUUAAUUUUAAACUAAAUAUUAAACAUCAAUCAUUUAAUAGUAAAAAAAAACUAGCACAGAACGUGUCUCCCCAGUAUCGUUAAUUUUUAUUUUAUUAUUAAUUAUGUUAACUUAAUAUCAAAAUAUUUUAUAUGAGAAUUUAUAUUUUAUAAAGGAUAAAUAAUUUUAUUUUUAUUAAAUUUAAGAUACUGGGUUAUGACAGUGCCAAAUAUUACUACAUAAAUGUAUUUAUAAUUUAACAAAAAAAAAAAAUACAUUUUUGCCAUCUAAUUAUAUAAUUAUUAAGAUAUUAAGGUAUAGAAUUUUUCUAGAUCUGAUAUUCUAUAUCUUAUUCGACACAUAAGAGCAAAUAUUCGAAUAAUUUAUCGAUAAAUUCAUAAUUUAAAGAUCAUUGCUAAUAUUUAUUAUCAAUUUAAGUCACUUGACAUAUCGAACAGUGAAUUAGAUUAGCAUCAUAAUUGCCAGUGGUUAACAUUCGGCAAAAUUUUUCCUUUUUUAAACUUACGGUAUAUUGUAAAUAUUAAAAAACAUAAAAAAGAACACCCUGUUCAUGAGUUUGUUUUUAAAUAACUGGUUAAGAAUCUAUACAAUGUCUUAUUUGUUCUUAUAACUAUAUGUAUAUAUAUAUAUGUACGACAUCUUGUUUCAUUUAAUUUUUUUCCUCAUUUAAAUGACAUAAUCAAGUGCAAGAUUUAUUUAUUUUUAACUUUUUUUUCCUUCAAUGCUUCUCAAGUUAAACAACGAGGCUUUUGUAAAAGACUUUUUCACAGAACCCGUCACUUUUUUUUUAAACACAUUCGAGAUUAGUAUAUAUAUAUAUAUAUAUAUAUAUAUAUAUAUAUAUAUACAUAUAUAUUGUGGUGGCAGAGACUGAAUGGAUAUAAUUAAUAAUAUAUGUUCUUGCUACUGAAUUAUUAACGUUACUUCUUAAAUUGUCGUUACACUGUAUAUAUACAAUAAAACUUGUCCGUAAUUUUUCAUAACAUUAAAUCAUGAAACGAAAGUUGGCCGACAUCUGAUAAUUUUUGGAUUUUUUUCAAACAAUAAAUCAUUAAAAUCAAAAUAUUUUUUAAAAUUGCACUUAUAGUUUUUUAAAUUUUCUACAUGUGCAUUAGGGUGUUUCAAAAAAAAAAAAACAAUUUUUUUUUUUUUUAUUGUAUCCAAGAAUUGAAUGUAUACCUGAAAAUAAAAAUUUUGGUACCAAUCCGAACUCUUAAUAAUAAUAUUAAGGUUUGCCUUAAUCCAUUUUUCUAUUUUCCAUUUAAAUAACACGGGAAAAAAAUUUUUUUUUUUUAGAAUUUUCCAGCUCAUAAACCAAUCAACGGAUUUUUAUGCAUAACAAAUGUUUUUGUAGGAAAUUUAACGCUCUACAAAAAAAGUCUCUUGUCAUUUUUUGAUAAAUCCCACUGUUCAAAAGUUAUUGAAGCUUCAAGUCAAAUUUAUAGUAAAUUUUGAGAUUUAUUUACUUUUCCGGCGAAACUAUCAGUCUUAUCAAAAAAUAUCAUAGAAACUUUUUUGUAGAUAAUUUUAUUUCUCACAAAUUAUUACAAAUAAAAUUUUUCGAAAUUCUGCGUUGUUUUCAAGUUAUGUCCAUUUUAAUUUCAAGCUCUUAAAAAAAUAGAUUUCUGAUUAAUUUUAAGAGCUUGACAUUGAAAUAAUAAUAAAUUGAAAACAAUGCGGAAUUUCGAAAAAUUUUAUUUGUAAUAAUUUGUAAGAAAUAAAAUUACCUACAAAAAAGCAUCUCUGACAUUUUGUAAUAAGACUGAUAGUUUCGCCGGAAAAGUGAAAAGAUCUCAAAAUUUACUAUAAAUUUGACUUGAAACUUAAAUAACUUUUGAACAGUGGGAUUUAUCAAAAAAUGAUAAGAGACUUUUUUUGUAGAGCGUUCAAUUUCCUACACAAAGUUUCAUUGCGCAUAAAAAUCCGUUGAGUGGUCUGUAAGCUAGAAAAUUCUAAAGAAAAAAAAAAUUUUUUCCUAUGUUAUUUAAAUGGAAAAUAGAUAAAUAGAUUAAGGCAAACCUUAAUAUUAUUAUUAAGAGCUCGGAUUGGCACCAAAAUUUUGAUUUUCAGGCAUAUUUUCAAUUUUUGAAUACCAAAAAAAAAUUUUUUUUUUCUGAAACACCCUAAUGUGCAUAUUUUUGGUUUUAUUUUUUUUGUAAUUCUCCGGUAAAAAAAAAUCCGAAAAUUUCCGAUUGUCUGUUAACUUCCGUAUCAUCAAAUCAUGAAACGGAUGUUGGCUGACAUUUGAUAAUUUUUGGAUUUUUUUUAAACAACAAGUCAUUUAAAUAAAAAUAUUUGAAAAAAUUGCACCUAUCGUUUUUUAAAUUUUCUACAUGUGCAUAUUUUUUAUUUUUUUUAGUAAUUCUUCGGUAAAAAAAAUCCGAAAAUUUCCGAUUGUCCGCUAAGUUCUGGAUCAUCAUUAAAUCAUCAGUGAUAAUGAUAAUAUUUAAAACACAAAAAAAAAGCCCGCUUUUUUCGUAUCGUUGAUCUAUUAGCUAUGUAAGUGUUCAUUAUAUAUGUAUCAUAUUUAUAAUUAAAAAUAAAUCAUUGAUCAGUUACUAAUCGCGUAAAUAUUUUAAUAAUAAUUUAUACAUUAGCUCAUUAAUUAUUAAUUAAUAUAAAUACUCCUAGGAGAUUUAAGACUACUGCAAUAGCUUAUUAUUUAUCACUUAUAGUUAUUAGUAUGUUAGUAAUAAAAUGUUUCUACCAAAUGUUUUUAUGGUAAAUAAGUUAAAUUUAAAAAUUAUAAACGAUUGUAAUCUAAGUGGCUGUUCAAUCGUUAAUUACUCGUUAUUAGUAAUUUGUUACACAAAAGCUGUAUGGAAAAGUGAUUUAAAAAUUUAUUAAUUUAUGUUCUCUCUCAAUUUUAAUAUGUAGAAAAAAAGUAC
Molecule: messenger RNA, 5041 nt
Organism: Microplitis mediator
Lineage: Eukaryota; Metazoa; Arthropoda; Insecta; Hymenoptera; Braconidae
Gene: put
Product: activin receptor type-2B
Exons: 9
Coding region: 370-1956 (528 amino acids)
Biological process (GO): cellular response to growth factor stimulus; protein phosphorylation; activin receptor signaling pathway
Cellular component (GO): plasma membrane; activin receptor complex
Molecular function (GO): activin receptor activity; activin binding; metal ion binding
Source: RefSeq, a predicted model, not a curated record